Molecule: messenger RNA, 4941 nt
Organism: Parnassius mnemosyne (clouded apollo)
Lineage: Eukaryota; Metazoa; Arthropoda; Insecta; Lepidoptera; Papilionidae
Source: the annotation of a GenBank genome assembly
AUGGCGUCCGACACGCGUUCGCGUUCACCGCAAGAUGGCACGAGAAGAAGGCGCGACUUCUCCAGGUCGCCGUACGUGACGCUGGGAGCGGUGAGGUACACCGUCCGUCGCGUGCCGCCGCCGCGCGCCUGCCCGUGCCGCUGCUGCUCCGAGGAGGCGGUGGCGGCGUGCCUCGGCCGCGCCAAGCCCGAUCGCCGCACGCUGGAGCGCUUACAACGCCGCCUGGGCCGUGGCGCGCGCGAAGAGCGGCCCUCGCGCCACCAGCGUUUGCAGGACCUCACCAAGCGCCUGCUGCCACGCGCUCACGCACCUCCGCCACCGCCGCCACCACCACCACACUCGGCGCCAGUGCUUCCGCCAGUGCCACCGCCGCGGUCCCGCCACCGCCACAGCCCGCCGCGUGGCGCCUCCGUCGACCGCUAUGACGAAUUCGACACCGACAACAUCACCCUAGUCCGCGUCGAGCCACGGUCAAUCGUAGGCUCUUACGCACAGAAAACUAUACCCUACCGAAGCGCGUCUUUUUCGCAAGGCGAUUUCGCGCAGGACAAAUACUACCGCAAUAUCGAUCGGCAACAAUCGAUCUUUGACUUUGGAAAGAGAUCCGCAAAAACUGAAGCAGCGCAAGCUACGACUGAGCGCAAUAAUGAUACAAGAAGUCUUGGUGCCGAAGAGAAUGUAACUGAAGGUGGAUCGGUUGCAUCAGUUGACUCCGCUGUAGGUUCAGACGAGGGUUUGCUGGCGCACGCUUCACCUGCUCCUCGAUCUCCGCCCCCCGAUGGACCGCAUAAACAAUUUGGUGCUCGUUCGUUGACUCAUCCGUUACCGCGUCGCGUACCCCCUGUUCGGGAGGAGGGUCCGGCUGAAGCAGGAGGCAGUUUACCUGCCUUAGCGCCGCGCGUCUUACAUGAACUUCGUGAAGAAAGUGACGGCUCACAAGCCGACAGUGCGCAGGCGCAUAGUGAAGGUACCUCACCUAUGGAACCUGCGCAACCUUUCGCUUUCCCACCUCUCCCCGAUCCUCCCCCAAACGCAUGUGCAAACGUAGACUGUGAGUGUGGUAAUUUUACGGUUGACUCUGAAGAGACUGCAAGCGCGAUCGCGAGUUCAAUACCCGUGCCCGUGUAUGAGUGUAUAGUGAAACAGUGGUCAAAAGAGUUACCGUCAGACGAAGCACAACGCUCGGAUGUAGCGUCCGAUGGUUCAUUGGACAGGGACAAAGAGGACGAAACUAUAACUAGUGAACAGGUGGCGAAUUUAUUAGCAGCAGUUCAAAACCCGUGUACACCGGCCCCAAUAGGUGCCAGAGAAAGGCGUCGACCGUUGGAUAAAACAAAAAGAAGGAAAGGAAUUUACAUAACUACUGCGAGUGACGAUGGUGGUGAGGAAGAUCCACCACCAGCAGUAAACGGUUGCAAGCGCGAAAGUAGUGACGCUUCAUUACAAGAUAUGCGUCUGUCUGCUGAAACAAGGACUUCCUCACUCCUUGGUGAUAAAUCAGAUGAUUCAUAUACCAAUGGACCACCAAGUCCUGCUGAGAGCGUAAUGCCUUUGUGGCCGAGGUCAGAAGAGCUACGAGCAAGACGCGCGCGGUUUUCUCAACAAAGCUCCGAUGAGAGAGAAGAAGAUACUUACAGAGUGAGACGAAAGUACGGUGUGACAUCGCGCGGGGAUUCGCCUUCGGAGGCGGAAAGUGACACAUGUUCGCGCGACCGGACCGCAUCACCCUCUCCUUUCACUCCAUCUGAUAACUCGGAUGUUGAGGCCAAAAAGCAACAGUUCACAAGAGGUCCCUUCGGUCGUAAUUUAGAAGCGCCAUCUACUCGAUCUGUGGAAACCAGUAGAAGGAGUUUUUCGGACGCGACAGUUCCUUGUCGCAAAAUAAGCGCAGGCGCUGCUCCGAUAUCUGGGAACAGACCACGUGGCCCCACACACGUCCGAGCAACUUCGUCACCCUCCAAGUUGGCAGGUGUGAAGCCAGGCGCCGAUUUGUUGGCCGAGCUACUACGCGGCAGCUCCGAAGCCCUGUCCAACUCGUCGGCCUUCGACAACGUGAUUCUGACGCUCCAUCAGCACAAUGACACAAGAACGCACGUGGUGGUUGAACUUUACGAAACUGAGAAGUCCUAUGUGGAGGCAUUGGAGAUAUUAGUUAAGAAAUAUCUCCAGCCUCUCAAGAGUCCAGAAAAUGCCGGUCUUCUAGACGCAUUCCUCGUUGAUGAGAUAUUUUAUCAGGUGCCGGCGAUAUUAAAUGUGCACCAAGUAUUCCUGGAGCAACUGAGACGACGGCUGGAACAAUGGGACCUGCAGCAAAAAGUUGGAGACGUCUUUUUGGACGUAUUCACGAAACCCGCGGUAAUGGACACCUACAUGUCUUUUAUAAACAACUUGAAAAAAGCGAAGGAGACGAUAAAGACAGCGGCUGCAUCAAGACCCGCCUUUGCCAAGUUCCUAGACGCAAUGGCUCGGGACCACAAAGGAAAAUUGUCUUUGGACAACCUUCUAAUAAAGCCAGUGCAGAAAUUCCCCAGCUACAAACUGCUUAUCCAGAGGUUGAUAAAACACACAGACCAAUCCCAUCCAGAUCAUAAACUUCUGUUAGAAGCCCAAAAAGAAAUACACGAACUCUUAGAAUUAAUCAACUGCACAGAAAGGGAGAGUCUUGAAAUGGAGCAACAGCAACAAACGUUGCGAGAGUUGGAACAAAUGAUUGAAGGUCUAUCAAACCUGGUGACUGCAGAUCGAAUGUUCUUGAGGCAUGAGAUGGUAACUAUGCCUUCAGCACAAGGGACCAUUAAAGAUAGAGCUCUAUUCCUUUUUAACGAUACUCUCUUGAUAACGAGCGUUAAAAGAAGGACGGGGACUAUUAAAAAACCUAUUCCUACAUACCAAAGCAGUAUAGCGAGUCAGAUGGAAGGAAAUAAAUACAAACUAUUAAUGAGGAUAUCUCUAGCUGAUCUCGAAAUUGUCAAAGCUAAAGAUGAAAAUAUAAGGCGUAUAAUGCACGAAGUGGAAACAUUAACUGAGGAUGUGAAUACACUUACGCAAAUUUCCGAACAUGUGGCGGCGUUACACACUCACCACGCACAGCUCGAGGAGCUGGUGAGGGACAUGCUACAUUCUCUUAACAAACAACUGAUGGAGAGACAGAACAGCGACACACAGCUUUGCUACAUGGAGAUUAGCUUGAAUACGUCGAGUGGACCGGAAAAUUUAACAAUAAUUUUCCCGAAAACGGAGAAGAGGAACAGUUGGGAGGAAUUGAUAAAUGAGACCAAACAAAAGUUAUGUGUAUAUGGUCAUGAAAGACCGGCUCCAGAAUUCCUUUCACCAGUUCCAAUACGAAAGACUCGAGCUGGCUUACAGUUCACAUGCGCUGCACCAACAUUACCACCGAAGGGGCAAUCUCCUGAUGUGUGGGUAUGCAACAGCGACGGUUACGUUGGCCAAGUAUGCGUUCUCACGCUGUCUCCGAAACCGCAAGUGACUUCGUGUAAUGGAGUUUGCAAUGCGCGGAUACUGUGCGUCGCUUGUGUUCCACCCGCACCUGCGCUCACUCGGCAGCACACUCUGGAUAUACCGAGUACGAGUUCCUUAAAUAGUACUGGAUCUACGAAGCCAGGCAUCAGUAUAUCAGACCCUGAUGACAGUUGCAAGAAUAUUCGACUAGACAGUUCAUCAUCAAGCGAUGACGAGGACGACGGAUCAUCAAGCGAGAACCAGGACGCGCAAUCCGAACGCAGCCAGGAAUCAGGGCGUCUUCAGAACCUGUCAUCGACUCUCAAUCGUGCAACGUUGACUCCGAACCACAGCAAGAGUCUCAGCACUCCUCACACCGGGCAGAACAUUCAAGUCCAUCCAGUGAUGAAGUCCAAUUCGAAUCCAGCAGUUGAUAAGCAGGCUAUGGGAAUCACAUCAGGUACCCUAUCUUCGCCUAACAGCCGCCAAUCUUCAGAAGACAGUGGCACUACAGCUAAUCAGCCUACGAUGUGGCUCGGAACUGAGGAUGGCUGUAUACAUGUUUAUAAUUGUCUGGAUAAUAUCAGGAUCAAGAAGAACAAGAUCAAACUGCAGCACAAUUCGGGUGUCCAUUCUAUUGUGUAUAUGGAAGGAAAGGUGUUUGUUGCUCUUGGAAACGGCGAUCUGGUGGUUUACUGUCGGGAUAUUGAUGGCUCUUGGACGGAGCGGUCGACGAUCCCGGUGGGCACGGGCAGCGGGCCCGUGAGCAGCAUGCUGCUGUCCGGCGGCAAGCUCUGGUGCGCCACGCACUCCAACAUCAAAAUUAUCAACCCGCAUUCCUUGCAGGUUGACGAAACAUUCCAAAUAAGUUCAGAAACGAAGCCGAUAAGCCACAUGGCGGUAGCUGGUGGUUCGAUAUGGCUGUCGCUGCACAACGCGGCGCAGCUACGUUGUUAUAACGCGACAACUCGGGAGCAGUUAGCCGAGAUCAACAUUACGCCGCAAGUCACCAAGAUGUUACAUGGUUGUGACGAAAUAAUUCGCCAACACAAAGCGGCGUGUCUACGAGUGACAGCGUUAUUGGCUCAUCGCGACACGCUGUGGGUGGGAACAAGCGCAGGGGUUCUGCUCACCGCUCCACUACACAACUCGCCUAACCCCCGAACUGGAUCGUUUACUGUACCACAACUUACUGGUAUCACAUAUGGUCACACUGGCCACGUACGAUUCCUGACGAUAGUUGAAAAUCCAGUACCACAGAGACAGCCGGCAAAGCCUACUCAAACGCUAAAGACAAAAGCUUUGAGUCGGCGUUCGACUAAUGCAGAAAAAUUACAGAAACAAACCGAAAAUAUACAAAACAAUAAAGAAACUUUGAUUAUAUCUGGUGGGGACGGUUAUGAAGAUUUUAGAAGCUCAACGAUGACUGAAGAUGCAGGAAGAGAGGACUCGACAAAUCAUUUACUUCUCUGGAGAGUCUGA